GCCCACGACGCCGGCAUGGUUCGCUUCAAGAACAGGUACGUGCUGUGCGAGGUGGUCUCGGAGGACCCGCGGUGCCGGCAGUGCAUCGAGGACCGGGCGGUGGGCCUCGCCGUGAGGGACGCCAUCGCGCGGGCGCACGGCGACUACGGCCUGGCCUGCUGCUCCGUCUCCUUCACAGUGAAGUACCUCAACGCCUACACCGGGACGGUUCUGCUGCGCUGCCGCAAGGACUUCUACCGGCUGCUCUGCUCCGCGCUCCCGCUCGUGAGGCACCUGGAGGGCAGGAACCAGCGCUACCCCUGCUGCUUCCACACGCUGCACGUCGGAGGUACUAUAAGAACAUGUCAGAAAUUUCUAAUUCAGUAUAAUAGAAGGCAGCUGCUGACACUGUUGCAAAACUGCACAAAUGAAGGGGAAAGACAGGCCAUACGGCAGUCAGUACUGAGCUGUUCUCUUACAGAAGAGCAGUCCCAAAGUGGAGAUGAGGAAGAAGAUGAUGACGACACAGAGACAGACUAAAUACGAGUUAUUACUGUUCACCUGUCAUGGACUUGUGCAGUCAAGAUGUUAGAAAUUAUCAUCUUUGUGCUAAGCGAAAUAUAAGGACAGAUGCUCUUCUU
This is a messenger RNA of Rhea pennata, 620 nucleotides long. RefSeq names its product POP5 homolog, ribonuclease P/MRP subunit (gene POP5). The record is from RefSeq and is a predicted model, not a curated record. The transcript is spliced from 5 exons. Gene Ontology annotation, cellular component: ribonuclease P complex. Gene Ontology annotation, molecular function: ribonuclease P RNA binding. Bases 16 to 519 code for a protein of 167 amino acids. Lineage: Eukaryota; Metazoa; Chordata; Aves; Rheiformes; Rheidae. Gene Ontology annotation, biological process: tRNA 5'-leader removal.